Messenger RNA from Mangifera indica (mango), 1332 nucleotides. Its product is annotated as ubiquitin-conjugating enzyme E2 32-like. The record is from RefSeq and is a predicted model, not a curated record. The transcript is spliced from 5 exons. Lineage: Eukaryota; Viridiplantae; Streptophyta; Magnoliopsida; Sapindales; Anacardiaceae. The coding region runs from base 119 to 1036 and encodes 305 amino acids.
UUUAAAAAAGAAAAAAUAAUCAGUUUCCUUCUCCACUCAUUUCUCUCGUUACAGAGAAGAAUUUGGUCUUCAAAUCGAACGGUGGUGGUUGAUCGAUAAUAAAUCAGAUCGAUAUCUAAUGGCGGACGAUAAGUACAAUUUGAAGAACCCGGCGGUGAAGAGAAUCUUACAGGAGGUUAAAGAAAUGCAAUCUAAUCCAUCAGAUGAUUUCAUGAGCCUUCCACUCGAGGAGAAUAUAUUUGAAUGGCAAUUCGCCAUCAGUGGUCCACGUGAUACUGAAUUUGAAGGUGGGAUUUAUCAUGGACGAAUUCAGUUGCCUGCAGAAUAUCCAUUUAAGCCUCCAUCAUUUAUGCUGCUGACUCCUAAUGGGCGCUUUGAAACCCAAACUAAGAUAUGCUUAAGCAUCUCAAAUCACCAUCCAGAGCAUUGGCAACCAUCAUGGAGUGUGCGUACUGCCCUUGUAGCACUGAUUGCAUUCAUGCCUACCAACCCAAAUGGUGCUUUGGGAUCGCUAGAUUAUAAGAAGGAAGAGAGGCAUGCUUUGGCCAUCAAAUCUCGUGAAGCUGCCCCAAGAUUUGGGACUCCUGAACGUCAGAAGCUCAUUGAUGAGAUUCAUGAAUAUAUGUUAAGCAAGGCACCCCCUGUUCCUCAGCUCAGCCCCUCUGAGUGUUCUGAAGAACACCCUGGCAACAGGGAGAGUGAGGCCCAAGAAAGUUCUCGAGAUGCCAAGGGUGUCUCCUCCCAGGAAAGGCUUCAAAAUCCCGCUGUGGGUGAAAGGAUUACUGAAGAAAUUCAGGAGGUUCCUGCCAAUGCUAAUCCUAGCCCUGCAGGAGUUCGACCAGCAAGAGAGGUUUCUGCAGGAGGCUCAAGUGAUCAUCUUCUGCCGCCAAGGGCAGAGACAAGGGUUCAAAAACCUGCUGAUGAUCGCCUGUUCACAUGGGCUGCAGUUGGACUUACUAUUGCAAUUCUGGUUCUGUUGCUGAAGAAGUUUAUGAAAGCCAGUGGUCAUGGUGCUGUCUUCAUGGAUGGAUCGUAGAUAUGCGAAUGUUUUAAGAGGCUUGAAUGAUUGAAUUAGCAUGAUUUGUUAAAAAAUAGGCAACAAGUGUUAUCGCCAUCUUCCAUUGGAUCGUUUAGUAUUGUAUACGAAUAUAAUAGUAUAUAUAUUCAUCUUUAUAUAUCCCAGUGACUCUUAACCGUUAUUGUAAUACAGUAUGAGCAUCUUUGCUUAGGUACGUUUUAUGAGUCCUUUAUGGCGCCGAAUUAAGUGUGAAGGCUGAUGAAUUUGUAAUAACGAUAGCAUUAAACAGAAAAACUUGGUAGAGUUUCCGUCAA